AUGUCUAAUCAAGAAUAUAGAUUAGCUGAUACUUCAGGAUUUGAUUCACUUAAAUUACACAAAUCAUCGAUUCCUCAACCAAAUCCAGGUGAAAUUCAAAUCAAAUUUCAUGCUUGUUCUCUUAACUAUCGAGAUCUAAUCAUUAGUAAAGGAUUAUAUCCAUUACCAAUGGAAACAAAUGUUGUGCCAACAUCUGAUGGAGCUGGUGAGAUUACAGCUGUAGGCGAAGGUGUUACACAUUUGAAAAUUGGUGAUCGUGUUUCACCUAAUUUUACUCAAGAUCAUAUUGGAGGACAAAUCUCAGAAGGAGCACUCUCAUCCGCUCUUGGAGGUGCACUUGAUGGUUGUCUUCGUCAAUAUGGAAAUUUUCGAGCUCUAAGUUGUGUGAAAAUUCCAACUUCACUUUCAUACGAAGAAGCAGCAACGUUACCUUGUGCUGCUCUAACAGCGUGGAAUGCUUUGUAUGGAGUGACGGAUAGAGCAUUAAAACCUGGUCAAACUGUUCUUCUCCAAGGUACUGGUGGUGUAAGCCUUUUUGGUGCUCAAUUUGCAUUGGCAGCUGGAGCAAAAGUCAUCUUAACUUCAUCAUCCAAUAAGAAAAUUGACGCUAUUAAAACACAUCUAGGAGAAAAGAAUGUUAUGACAAUUAAUUAUUCGGAAGUUCCUGAAUGGGGUAAGCGAGCAAAAGAACUAACGGAUGGAAGAGGUGUUGAUCAUAUUCUCGAAGUUGGUGGAGCGAAUACGUUAAAACAAUCAAUUGAAGCAAUUGCAAUGAAUGGAACCAUUCAUGUUAUUGGAUUUCUUGGUCAGGGGAAUGGAUCUGAUAUAACUGUAUCCGAAUUGGUUAUGAAUGUACUAAAAAAAAAUGCUUUUAUUCGUGGAGUUCUCAUUGGUAGUGUUGAACAAUUCAAGGCAAUGAAUGCUGCUAUUGAAGCAAAUAAUAUUAAACCAAUUAUUGAUAAAAUUUUUGAAUUUGAAGAUGUUAAAAGUGCUUAUGAAUAUCAAUGGUCACAACAACAUGUUGGAAAAGUUGUUAUCCAAAUACCACAAUAA
Molecule: messenger RNA, 1053 nt
Organism: Adineta ricciae
Lineage: Eukaryota; Metazoa; Rotifera; Eurotatoria; Adinetida; Adinetidae
Source: the annotation of a GenBank genome assembly